UCCCAGUUCCCCACCAUCCGAACCCAAACCGCCAAGCACCUUCCCAAGUCCAAAUUCUCCAUGCUUUGAACAAAGCUCCCAUCCGCAUGUCUACAUGGGUUUGCCCACAGCCCCUUUCUCCUUCUCCUUCUCCUUCUCCUUCUCCUUCCUCUCUCUGUUCUCAACUCUGCUUGUCAUUCUCCACUCCCUCCCAUCCGCCAGAACAGCUUCAGAUUAUGCAAAUCUGGUGUACAGAGGCUGUGCAGUGCAGAAAUUUCAAGACCCAUCCGGGGUUUCCUCGCAAAACCUCAAAACCCUCUUCGAUUCUCUACUUUCCCAGUCUUCCAGAACCAGUUUCUACUCCACAACCGCAGGGGAAGGCCAAUACGCCAUCUUCGGGCUCUAUCAGUGCAGGGGAGACCUCGGCAAUGGCGAUUGCCGCAACUGUUUGAGUAAGCUUCCGGAGCUGUCCGAGAAUCUGUGCGGCAAAGCCAUUGCUGCGAGGGUUCAGCUCAAUGGGUGCUACGUGAGGUACGAGAUUGCGGGUUUCAAGCAGAUUGGGGGGACUGAGUUGCUCUACAAGGUGUGCGGGUCGAGUCGGGCGGGCGGGUCUGAGUUCGAGGAAAGGAGGGACUCGGCGUUUCAGAUGGUGGAGAAGGGCGUAGAGGGAGACAGCAAGGGGUUUUACACUGCGAGUUACGAGUGGGUUUAUGCUUUAGGGCAGUGCGAGGGAGACUUGGGGAGUGGGGAUUGUGGGGAUUGCGUGAGGAGUGCUUUGGACAGAGCAAAGGUGGAGUGUGGAAGCUCAAUCUCAGGGCAGGUUUACCUUCACAAGUGCUAUAUUAGCUACAGCUAUUACCCAAAUGGGGUGGCCACCAAAGGCCCAUCAGAAAAUAAGCAGAGCACAGAGAAAAUAGCAGCAAUUGUGGUGGGAGUGGCUGCAGCUGUGGGAUUUGUGGUUUCUUGUUUGAUGUUUGCUAGAACGGCGCUGAAGAAAAAAUAAAGUUUCUCUACACCUGUAUAAUUCUGCACAGUGCAUUGAAUGAUGAAGCUUAGGGUUUAGGGUUUUAGAAGUUUAAACAGUUUUCCGCGGUGGGAGUUUUUGGAUCAGCGAAUAUUCAUCGGGAAGUGUGAAGAGAAAGAAGGAAGAAAACAAUAAACAAUAGGCUUUCUUUUUGAGUUUUUCAUUUUUAAAGUUCCUGCAUGCUCCUUUUGAUUCUGCUGUUGUUUUUAAGAAUCAAAUAGCUUGUGUUUGUGUAUUUACUGUACAUAUUGGAUGCACAUGAACAGAUUAAAAAUUGAUAAUAUGAAUUAAAGUACACUGCUUUACUUUAAAAAA
Messenger RNA from Malania oleifera, 1318 nucleotides. RefSeq names its product plasmodesmata-located protein 2. The transcript has 3 exons. Gene Ontology annotation, biological process: transport of virus in multicellular host; plasmodesmata-mediated intercellular transport. The coding region runs from base 95 to 982 and encodes 295 amino acids. The record is from RefSeq and is a predicted model, not a curated record. NCBI's taxonomy places the organism in Eukaryota, Viridiplantae, Streptophyta, Magnoliopsida, Santalales, Ximeniaceae. Gene Ontology annotation, cellular component: plasmodesma.